AGCUGCCCCCCGCGUGGUAAAUGCACCCCCAUGUCUCCGCGUCAUGGGCAAACUACUCUCCUGGCACAGACGCUGCCUCGCACUCUUACGGCUCAGUACUGGCCGUUCAAUAUUGCAGCGGCCCCGCAGACACAGGCAGUAACUCCAGCUGUCAGAGGGCCGGUUCCUACCUUGUUAGUGGCCAUGGCCCUAUAAAUCUGACUACCCUAGGCAAGAGUUUGGAGGCAUCAUGGUUUGCUGCUGGUCUUACAAGUCCUCAGCCUCUUGAGUCACUGAGGCUUCUGGAGGGCCCCUUUGUGUACCUGUCUUUAAUAGGAACAGUGGCAGAGUCAGACAACAUAUUUGCCUCUCUGUGGAAAGAAUAUGGAAGAGCAGAUGCAAGGUGGCUUUAUUCUGAUCCAACCAUUGUGUCUCUGGAAAUACUAACUGUUGUUUUGGAUGGCCUUCUAGCUCUGAUCCUCAUUUAUGCUGUUAUCAAAGAUAAGUACUACAGGCACAUGGAGUGCAUGCUUACCCCCAUGUGGAAUACAGGUAAGGAUCACACAUCUUGAAGAACUUCCAGAUACAGGUAAGUAACCUCCGUUUUCUUCUUAGAGUCUUCUCAGAUUGAAAGUUAUUUGGAUAAGAAAAUAAAUAAUGGGUUCAUGUAUAUUUAUAUACACACAAGCACCUUGAAUUAGGUAUAGCGCUAUUGCAAAACUUCUGUUUGCCAGACAGUCAGUCCUGUCUACACGACAAAUUCAACAGUGUUGAGAACCUUGUUACCAGGGCAUGUUAAAAAGUUUUAUUUUGUAUGGAAUCUGAAUGUGGUUCUUUAGUAUAGCUAGAAGCUGGGGCCUAAGCGGCACUGGUAGAUUAAGCAUAUUUCAUCCACUGACGGUGGCUUAGUAAACUCUGUGAGUUUAAUGUAAACGUUGCUUGUAAUGAUUAGCAGACCAAAAAAAUUAUCUGGUUAAGUUGUACAGGUUAAAAAGUAUAUUGGUGUUUGACUGACUCUGUCUAGCAAACAGAAGGAUUGCAAUAAUCACUCACACAUGGCAUGGGCAUAGCGACGAGCACUCGAAGAAGAAAUGGAGGUUAGUUACCUGUAACUGGAGGUUCUUUGAGAUAUUUGGUCCCUAUCUCUAUAAUGUGAAGCAUUAUAUAAGUGCUAGCAUAAAGUGGCCAAAAGUUUGUUGACAAUUUUUUUCAAUGAAAAAUGCUGUUUUGUUGACACCAAAAUAUUUCUUGGAAAAACAUAGGGUUUGACAAAAAUUUCAGAAAGAAUGUUUCUCAGGUCUAGGAUGGAAUUUUUGGUCAAAACAGGGGAGAGACUCCAGAAAAAGAUACUCACCUGAGAUGAGAUCCAGGUUCAUGUCCCUGCUCUACCUAAUUCGGAACGAGGACUUGAAUUUGUGUCUCCCAUGUUCCAGCUGAGUCCCCUAAUCACCAGACUAUUGGCUAUUCUGCGGUGGGUUUCAUGAUUGUUUUGGGGAAAAAAACUUCAAAGGUCUCGGUUUUUGUUCUGCAUCAGAACUAAAAUACAUUUCAAAACAUUGAAAAUUAUGUGUGAAACAAUUGGUUUUCUGGACAACACUAAUUUUUAUUGCAGUUGCCUAAUUGUUUGUUUUUAUUCCUCU
Molecule: messenger RNA, 1619 nt
Organism: Chelonia mydas (Green sea turtle)
Lineage: Eukaryota; Metazoa; Chordata; Testudines; Cheloniidae
Gene: EBPL
Product: EBP like
Exons: 4
Coding region: 21-551 (176 amino acids)
Biological process (GO): sterol metabolic process
Cellular component (GO): endoplasmic reticulum; membrane
Molecular function (GO): cholestenol delta-isomerase activity
Source: RefSeq, a predicted model, not a curated record